This is a messenger RNA of Nannospalax galili (Upper Galilee mountains blind mole rat), 1805 nucleotides long. RefSeq names its product WD repeat domain 86 (gene Wdr86). Gene Ontology annotation, molecular function: protein binding. The transcript has 6 exons. Bases 337 to 1473 code for a protein of 378 amino acids. NCBI's taxonomy places the organism in Eukaryota, Metazoa, Chordata, Mammalia, Rodentia, Spalacidae. The record is from RefSeq and is a predicted model, not a curated record.
GGGACAGGUUGGGGGGGUGGUCUCUGAGGAGGAGCCAGGCUGGACUGUAUUGUUUUGCGCUCUGCUUCCCGGGUUUCUCCGCCCGCCUCCCACCCGGUGGACGCGUCUGGAGGCCGGGCCGACCCCACGCGCCCAGAGACGCCGCUUCCGAGGAGCUCACACUCGGGGUUCUCCACGGGGGACGCAGGGCCCCGCUCCCAUCGCGCCGUGAGCAGAAGUGGGGCGCCCGGGUACCCCACGAUGGUCGCCGACCUUCCAGGCCCCGCCAGGACCCCGGGUGGACGUCGGGGCUCCGCCCUCUAGCCGCGCACAGCGCCUCUUCGCCCGGUCCCGGUGAUGGGGGGCAGCGGCUCGGCGCUGAGGGUCUGCGCAGACCACCGCGGGGGUAUCAACUGGCUGAGCCUGAGCCCGGACGGCCGGCGCCUGCUGACCGGCAGCGAGGACGGCACGGCCCGCCUCUGGAGCACCGCGGACGGCCGGUGCUGCGCGCUGCUGCAAGGACAUGAGAGCUAUGUGACCUUUUGCCAGCUGGAGGAUGAAGCUGCCUUCACGUGCAGUGCUGACUGCACCAUCCGGAGGUGGGAUGUGCAAACUGGGCAGUGUCUGCAGGUGUACCGAGGACACACGUCCAUUGUAAACAGGAUCCUAGUUGCCAAUGACCAGCUCUUCAGCAGCUCUUAUGACCGGACAGCUCGUGUCUGGACUGUGGACCAGGAACAAGCAUCCCAGGAGUUCCGGGGCCACCGCAACUGUGUGCUGACCCUAGCCUACUCUGCCCCUGAGGACCUGCCCAGUGAUCCCUGCCUGGAGGCAGCUGUGGGUGGUGGCCUUCUAGUGACCAGCAGCACAGAUGGCACGGCCAAGGUGUGGCAGGUGGCCAGUGGCUGCUGCCACCAGACACUGCGGGGCCACACAGGUGCAGUGCUGUGCCUGGUGCUGGAUGCUUCCAGCCACACAGCCUUCACAGGUAGCACGGAUGCCACCGUCCGAGCCUGGGACAUCUUGAGUGGGGAGCAGCUUCGGGUUUUCCGGGAGCACCAGGGCUCUGUCAUCUGUCUGGAGCUGGUGGACCGGCUGUUGUAUUCGGGCAGUGCUGACAGGACAGUCAAGUGUUGGCUGGCAGACACUGGGGAGCGGGUGCGCACGUUCCCGGCACACAGGCACAGCGUGAGCACCCUCAAGUACCACGCAGGCACCUUGUUCACAGGCAGUGGGGAUGCCUGCGCCAGGGCCUUCGACGCCCAGUCGGGAGUGCUGCAGAGGGUGUUCCGAGGCCACACCUUUGUUAUCAACUGCCUCCAGGAGCAAAAUGACAGCACAAAUGUCCCCAGCACUGCCACUGCCAACCUCAAGGAAGACUCCCAAGCACAGUGCCCACCUUUCACAUGGGGAGAACUGGGGUCAGGACACUUGUCUUCAGAUACCCAGGAUGCUACUGAACAUAAGUCACAGGCUCUCUCAUGGUCGGCAUAAUUGGGAGUAAAAAUCUAUGACUAGUAAACUGUGUUCCUCUGGCUUAAAAAACACCAAAGAAACAGCCAGACUAAACUGGACAUGGUGUUGCACACCUGCAAUCUCAGCACUCAGGAGGCUGUGGCAGGAGGAUCCAGAGUUCAAAGCCAACCAACCUUGCUAUAUGAGACCAUCUCAAAGCGAACAAAAAAAAAGGGAAGCCAGCUUUGCUAAACUUCUGGUUUACCAAGCACAUUACACACAGCUGUCCAGAUAAAUCACCUCUGGCAGCAGCUUCCAUAUCUGAACAGGAGCAGACACAUCCCAGAAAUGGGCUCAGAAAACAAGCCACA